This is a messenger RNA of Caenorhabditis angaria, 2462 nucleotides long. The record is from the annotation of a GenBank genome assembly. Lineage: Eukaryota; Metazoa; Nematoda; Chromadorea; Rhabditida; Rhabditidae.
AUGAUUGAACCCGCCCAUAUUCAAGCAUUCGCAGGUGGAAUGAAAACUUUUGAUACUUUUUUUUUCAUUCAUUCAGUUUUCCUCGAACUUAUGUGAGAAACUUUGUUAACGUUUCAGAAUUAAAAGUGACUCACAAAAAUUGUUUUUAUUUCAGUCCUGGUCCAAAUAAUGCGAUGAUGAGUUCAAAAUUUGACGAAAUGAUCAAUUCAUUUCUUAAUUUUGGAUCCAGCACAUCGAUUGUGGCUGUGACUUAUUCAGCAAUCGGGAUUAUCGGGUUUUUCUGCAAUAUGACCACAGUCAUCAUGAUUUUGAUCAAUCGAGUAUUUCGAUUAUCAGCCUAUACAAUUAUGGCAAAUGUUGCAUUGGCUGAUAGUGUUGUCAUGUUAAUCGGUGAGCAAAAAAUCACAGCCUUCUAAAUCCUAUUAUUUUUUUCAGCCGGAGUCGCUUGUGGCAUGGAUAUGAUGGGUCCCAAUACAACAACAAUGUCUCUUUUUGAAUCUACAGAUUCUCAGGUACCAGAAAAAUAUCCUCUCAAUUUUAGCUUGUACCUCAUUUUGCUUUUCAGACGAUGAACAUAUCAAAACCACAUCCGGAAGUGAAUUAUAACAAAAAUGCACAUUUCAUCCUCUCGUUCUCCUUUGUUGCUGCUUGGACUGCGGGAGUUGUAAGUUCGAAGAAAAUUGUUUGAUUCACCUGUUUCUGUCAAUGAAAGCUUUCUUGACAAUUGUCAGAGACAGGUGAAAGAAUUUGCAAAAUUUCAUUUUUUAAAUUAAAAUUUAAUGGAUACUGUAGAUUUGAUGUCUGAACACUUAUGUUAGUUGGAAAACACUAGGAAGUAUUUUCUUGGUAUAUCUAAUUAGAAUUGUUUUCAAUAGUUCUGAAACCAAGAUUUUUCCUAUCUUCAAAUAAUUUCAGAUAAGUUAUGCCAUGCUUGGAAUGAAUCGAUGUAUUGCGAUUUGCUAUUAUGGAACCAAAGCUCGAAGUUUGAAUCGAGUUUCGGUUGCGAUUGCUUGCUCUGGGAGCACUUGGAUUGUUGGAAUUGCUGCAGGUUUGUUGCAAGGUUGCAAACUCUAAAAACUCAACGUAAUUUUCACAUUCUAGCAUUCGUUGGAACAUAUGAGAAACCAAUGAUCGGAAUUCAAAGAUCAAUGUGGACAAUAAGUUUUAUGGAAUCUCAACCGCAUCAAAGUAUUGUUUUCCAUAUUUUUUCGAAAAUAACAUUUGUUUACAUUUCAGCUUUAUUUUUUGCAAUUCUCUGUGCCGCAAAUCUUUUUGGUUUGGGUGCUCAAUGGGUUUGCUCCACUUUGGUGCUUCUCAAAAUUCGACAGGUUAAGAAGAAGAUCAGUAAAAAUAAAUUGAAUCAAAAUUCUGCAAACAGAUUUAGAAAACAGGUAAUUAAAAAGAUGAGAAAUAAAAGAAGUGAAUUUUGAAUAUGAAUAAAAUUUAGGCACGAUUAACGUUCCAAUUUUUCUACCCAUCAAUUCUAUGCACAAUCUCAACAUUUUUGUUUUUCAUCAAACCUUACACAUAUCAAUCAUUAAGCGGAUGGCAACUUGUUCUACUUCAUUUGGUAUGUUUCUCACAAUUUCCUGAAGACUUUUCCUUUUUUGUUUCUAGAUCUGGUUAUGUAAUCACACGUGUAAUCCAUUUAUCUAUGCAUACUUCAACGAUCGUAUGAGAUUAACAUAUAAAGAAAUCUUAACUUGCGCAGCAAUCAGAUAUCAAAUAAGAAAACGGCGUGCAAGUCAUUUAUUCCGAAUGCAUGGUCGACAUAAUGUUUCCAGGUAUACUUAUUUUAUUUAUUCAUGUUUUAUUUUAUUUAUCAAUAAAAGACCAAUAAUCAAAAAUCUGAAUGAAAAAAAGAAAGAAAAAAAACGCUAAAUUAAUUAUUCAGAAGAUCAAAUGCAGCUGGAAUGAAAUCGACCAGAAUAUCUGCAAGAUCAGGAGGGCGCACAAAUCGAGACGGCAAUUUCGUGCGUAAUUCAUUGCAGAUGCAGGUGAAAAAUUGUUGAACAUUUGGAACUUAAAGUUUAUUAUGUCUUGUGUUUUUUCAGAGUCGAGAUUUCGAGCAACUCUGCGAGUUUAUUAUGAGAGUUAAUCCAUUGUAUGAUUCAAGUGAAGGAUGGAGAGAAAGUAGUGAUGAUGAACCAUCUUUCCAACCAGAGGUAUUUUACAUACAAAAAAAGAGCGGUUUUUGAUGUUUACCAAGUGAUUGGCAAUCUAAAAAUAUCAUAUUUAUGUUUUGAAUCAAUCCACAUCACUUUAUGAUUCUGAAUUUGUACCUACAAAAUUCAAAACCAAAACAAACAAAUUUUCAGUUCACAAAAGAGAUGGAUUCAAUUCGUGAACAAGGAUCUUCUCGAUUCGAAAACAAUGAUCGAGAAGCAAAAUCAAUUGUAUUAGAUCUUGGCCGGCAAACUGUUGAACAUUGGGUCAAAUUUGCCAAAAAAGCAAGCAUCUAA